CAGCGACACUUCCUGUGGAAUCUGAAGCCCCGGAAGUGACAUCAUCCCGGCGGGAGUUAGAACGCAGGAGUAGUGAUUGUAGGGACAUCGGUUUAUUGAUUCAUCAGGUCUGGAGCGCAGAGGAGGUGGAGGUUAAGAUUUGUUUUUAUUGGAGGAAGAGCGGCCGACUUCCAUCAUGACCAAACUGACAAAAGACAUCCUACUGAAGAAAGGCCUCCCAAAGUCACACCAUCUGAAGGAUGUGCAGAAACUGAACUUAUCAAAAAUGCAACUGGAAUCAAAAGACAUUGAUGUCCAACUCCUUUCCCAAAUGCAAAAUCUUGAGGAACUGGAUAUUUCCAAGAACAAUCUGUCUGAACUUCCAGGAAAGCUGGGUCUUCCUAAGCUCAGAGUUCUAAACUUCAGUGACAAUCAGGUUGAAGAAGUUACUAUUUUAAAACAAUUUCCCAGUCUGGAGGAGGUUAUGUACGAGGAGAACCUCUACCUCACGGUUAGUGACAAUUACAAACUUUGCUGUCUUCUCCCUAAGCUUCGGCGGCUGAAUAAUAAGGAUAUAACCUCCUUAGCCAAUCACGUCAGGUUUGUCAACCACAGAGAGCUAAGCAGCAGGGUGGAAUCGUACUGGGAGAAGAAUUACAAAGAGAAACUGCCUGAUGAGCCGACUCGAACAAUGAUUAAAUCUGUUAGUAAGGAGUUUCUGAAAUCUGUGGGAAAUCAUGUGAAGUAUGGACCGAAUUCACUGAAAGACUUCACAAAGUGGAAGGUGCAAAUAAUUGCAGAGAAUUUAAUAUCCUCUUAUUUGGGUGAAAAGAAAGAGGUUAGUGGUCCAGAGCACGAGCAAGUGUCUUCACGUUGUGAUGCUGCAAAGGCUCCAGUAACAUCCAGUAAGAAACAAACACAAAACACAGAAACCGAGGCUGAGGUAAGACCUCAAUCUAAGAGACUUAGAUCAAAUGCAGAAACUGAAUGUGAGGGGAGAACUCCAUCUAAGAGACUCCAGUCCAGUGCGGAAACUGAAUGUGAGGGGAGAACUCCAUCCAAGAGACUCCGGUCCAGUGCGGAAACUGAAUGUGAGGGGAGAACUCCAUCCAAGAGACUGCGGUCCAGUGCGGAAACUGAAUGUGAGGGGAGAACUCCAUCCAAGAGACUCCAGUACAGUGCGGAAACUGAACGUGAGGCAGCGUCUCCCACUAAAAGGCUUAAGUCGAGUGAUGUCCUUGCAAUUGUAUUGUCACCAAGAAGGUCAAGUAAAUCACAAGAAACCCCAAAGAAAAGUACUCCAGUCAAGGGUAAACAGGAUACACCUGUAAAGGAAAAAGCACUACGUAUGCCAUUAACACCUACAAGAUUGUCUUUAAAAGCCACACCAGUAAAGCAAGGAGUGGACAGAGCGCUGACUAAUGGGAAAGAAAAGAAGGGCCUGCGCAAGAAAAAACAGUUUGAUUUGGAACCAAUUCAUUUUCUUCAGUCUCACAGCAAAAAUAAUGACAGUGAUGAUUUCCGCACUCAGCUAUGGUCUUGUGCUUUUGAACCUACUCUGGAUUCUUCUCGUUCAAGUAAAGUUAUUGCCACAUGUGGUGGAGAAUCUGUCUGUGUAAUUGAUUGCGAGACUGGAAAAGUACUGAAGAAGUAUAAAGUUCCUGGAGAGGAGUUUUUCACACUGGCAUGGACAACGCUAACAAUGAUCUGCAAAGAGGGACAGAAAAGAGAAAUUAAUGUGUUAGCAGCUGGGGGAAGAUUCGGCAUUGUCAAACUGAUGCACCCCAAAGUUGGUUUAUGUUAUGGCGAGAUAAAAGCACAUAAAAAGGCCAUCUCCAUCAUGUGUUUCAGCCCUACACAGGACACCUUCCUCUUCACUGGAUCUUAUGACAAGAGAAUUAUCUUAUGGGAUAUAGGCGUUCCUGACUAUGAAUACAACUUUAGAUCUAGCCAGUUGCUCACUCUGGAUACUACAUCUACUCCACUGCGUCUCUGUCCAGUUCCUGCAAGCCCAGAUCAGCACUUGAUGGCUGCUUGUGAAGACGGUUGCUUUGUCUGGGAUAUAACUCUAAAAAAGCAACAGGCAAGACGCUCCUAUGACGUAGAGAUUAAUUUCCCAAUAUACAAUAAGGAAUCCAAGGAUUCAGAUUUCCACAUUGUGGAUGGCCUGGCAUUUCUGAGUGAUGAUCUUGUAGUUUCCAAAAGUGCAAUGCAAGGAUCCAUAUACAUAUGGAGCUGGAAGAAAUCUUUUGAGAAACAAAAAUCUAAAAACAGUAAAAAGGCAGCUGCCUAUAUACUGGCAGAGCAGAAAUGGUCAGAGACAGAUCUACCAUAUCUUGCCCUGACAACAUCUACAGAUGGAUACUGUGUGUUGUGUGGUGAUGAAGCUGGAAAGAUAUGGAUAUAUGAGCUUGAGUCCUGCAAGGCUGAAUUACAGACUGGAGUGCCCUGCAAGACCUUAAAAGAGCCCACUAAGAUUAUAGACUGGCCAUACCCCAUCGCAAAAAAAGAAAAGGUGGAAAAAUCUGUCAUUAACACCGUGGUCAUGGACCCAGCGAUGGAAUACUUAGUGGCUUUAACCGAUAAAAAUAUUAUUGCUAUAUGGAAGAUCUUGUGAUGGAUCAAAUCUUUUAGUCUGAUAAAGAGCGUAUCCCCAUGGGAAAGAUGAUUUUUCUUUAUUUUUAAUUUUUUUUUUUUUUUUUAAUGUUCCUGUUUUAAGUUUGUUAAUAUAAUGUUUUAUAAUUUCCACACUAGUGUAUUUGGCACAUUUUA
Messenger RNA from Hyla sarda, 2751 nucleotides. It is a transcript of the gene LRWD1, whose product is annotated as leucine rich repeats and WD repeat domain containing 1. Gene Ontology annotation, cellular component: nuclear origin of replication recognition complex. Gene Ontology annotation, molecular function: chromatin binding; protein binding. Bases 176 to 2596 code for a protein of 806 amino acids. NCBI's taxonomy places the organism in Eukaryota, Metazoa, Chordata, Amphibia, Anura, Hylidae. The record is from RefSeq and is a predicted model, not a curated record. Gene Ontology annotation, biological process: chromatin organization; establishment of protein localization to chromatin. The transcript has 16 exons.